AUGGUGCAAUCGGUACAGACAGAACCAGUUGAGGAAGAGAAGCCGAAAUGUGGUUGUAAAGGAGUUCGAUUUUGCGCUGCAUGUAAAGAUACAUUAAGAGUGAAGAAACUAAGACUAUGUGAAGAAUAUCCGUUUGCAAAAUAUAAGAAGUAUGUUUAUUCUUCGCAUCACCAUAUCGCAAUACAUGAUAAUUCAUUACCUAAUCGUCCAUCAUUAGCUGAUAUCCAUGAUGUGGCUAGUAGAAUAAACAAAGCCGAAAAUAACUUUGAGGAUGAUUUAGCCGUUCCUGGUCUAUAUGUUGUUAUCGAUUUCCUUAGCGAAGCUGAAGAGGUGGACCUCGUUAAUGCAAUUGAUAAAACGGAUUGGGUGCUUUCACAAUCAGGACGUCGAAAACAGGAUUACGGUCCACGUAUUAAUUUCAAACAUAAGAAAAUAAAAAUGGAUCGGUUUUUUGGGAUGCCGAGUUACACAGACGUAAUACUGAAUAGGAUGAAUUCCAUUUCCUCUGAUUUGUUUGGUUCCUAUCAACCGUUUGAAUUAUGUAAUUUGGAAUACAGGGAUAGUCGGUGGUCAACUAUUGAAAUGCACUACGAUGAUACAUGGAUUUGGGGGGAACGCCUGAUUUGCGUCAACCUCCUGACUAAGUCGGUACUGACAUACGCAAAUGACGAGAAACAGUUAAUCAUCUAUGUCCCACUACCGAGCAGGACAAUGGUGUGCAUGUCUGAUGAGAUUCGCUAUUCAUGGAGGCAUGCUGUGUUUCCGGAACAUAUCCGUGGUCGGAGAAUAGCAUUGACAAUGAGAGAACCAAGUACAGCUUUUAAGGAAGGUGGUGAGUUGUACGAAAAGUUUGGUCGGGAACUUACGCGCUUGGGAAAUAUUCGAAUAUGA
Messenger RNA from Brugia pahangi, 891 nucleotides. Lineage: Eukaryota; Metazoa; Nematoda; Chromadorea; Rhabditida; Onchocercidae. The record is from the annotation of a GenBank genome assembly.